Molecule: messenger RNA, 13457 nt
Organism: Porites lobata
Lineage: Eukaryota; Metazoa; Cnidaria; Anthozoa; Scleractinia; Poritidae
Source: the annotation of a GenBank genome assembly
AUGUAUAGGAAACGAGCAGCAGAGCAGAUGAUCAAGAGCUACUUUUUCCAGCUAACUGAUGGGUGUGGCUUGGAGGGGUGUAGCAAUGAGUACUGUGCAUCUAGUGGACGAAAACAGACUUCAAAGGAUGAUGCUGCAGCUCUGGCUUUGCAGUUGUUCAUGAAGAAGGCUCGCCUUUGUGAACCAUUAUUGCAAGAGCGGAAUCACAAAGGUACCUUACCUGAGUACCAUUGUAUUCUGUAACCACAGAAAUUUUUUAUGCAGAAUUUUAUUGACAACCCAUGCAGAGCUCUUGAGUGAAAAAUGAUGAAAAUUGUCUUAACAGGACUGAUCAUUUAAGGUAUUGCAGGUAGGGAAGGCAGUUGUUUUGGAAGGGGGGGGGGGGUACAAUAUUAAAAUUGGUGAAUUUCUUUUUCGUACGUAACAUGAGGGGUGCAAAGUUUUAAAGACACGGUACUGGCAGUAUGAAAAGUGUAUCCUCGUUUCCAAAAAAAUGUUCCUUGCUGAUGUAUGUAGUUCUUGAAGAGAGAGUUGAGAUAGUUGUACAUUAUUUUGGAAACAUUAUUGUUGGCAGCAACAAGAACGAUUGAGCCUACUUGUAUCAGCUGGCGAUGGGUUCUUACUGCCCUAAUCUUGCUUUCAUGUCAUCCUGGUUCUUUAGUAAAUCAAAUUGGCAUCUUUUGGAGGGAGGUUGGGUGUCAGGGUCCAUGAAACUGAAAUUAAAACCAACAAACCGAAAGAUAUAUGUUGUAGUUCAAAAUUAUGUUCAGGUUAGAAUUUUUCAACCCGGGUUGAUUCUCAAUUUCCUUUGUCUGCUAGCCUCAAUAUUAUUUCAUGAAUAAUUAGGACUAGGAGACAGAGGAAAUAGAAAUUUAACCUGAAUAAUGUGUACACGUCCUAUAUAGGGGUGUAACGAUUCAUAUUCCUUGCGAUUCGAUUUGAUUUUGAUCAUUUUGAUUCCAUUAUGUAAAUGUUUCUUAAUUCUUAUAACAUAAUGCGCAAUGUAAGCAACAUGCAACCGUAAACCCUCAAUAUGAGAAUAGUAACAGGGACAGGAGGAUUCACAGUUGCUCGGUUCAAUGCCAUGUUUAAGAACCUGAAAAAGAGCAUGUUGCACAUGGUUUGCCUUAUUUGGAAAUUCUCAAGGGGAGGUUGAAGGACAGCAUUUUUACCAGGUGCACAAACUGCUAUCGUCUUUGCUUGUCAAUCAAAAACGCACAUUAAAGAGUUCUGGAUUCUUAUUUUAGAUAACUCACUGAGGGCACCCUGGAAAAGGUGUGCAAAAAUCGAACCAAAAUCGAAACAUGAGAGCAAAGAAUCGUGAAUCGAACCAAACGGUCAUAAUUAGGAUUAAUCGAGAAUUUGAUUAAUCGUUUCACCACUAUUCCUACACUGUAAUUGAUCUGGUGACAUGUUAAGCAUAAUUAUAGACAAAGCUAUUUGUACAUUACAGUGAUUCUCGUGUGACCUUGAAAAAUAGUUUGGUAAGUGUUUGUUAUUUUUUUAUCAACAAUGGAUGACAAGAUCAAAACAUGGACUCUUCGUUUUCCCACCAUUUAGAACCCUAAUAUGGAGAAGGCAUUGUUUGAUUGGCCAAUUGUGUUGCAGUAUGACAUGAAAGUGAAGUAUUGAUUGAUUUCUAGAAAGUUCUUGGGCAUAAAUUUUUUUCACCCGAGCGUUCGCUUAACCAGCCAAAAGCCACAUGCAUUUGUGUCUGUUUGAUAAACCAAUUGAAUCGCUCUUAUUUCUGUUUGUGUUGUUUAUGUUUUGUUCGCCCGUUUUCAUUUCAAGGUCAUACAAAAAUUGCUCUAUUAUCAUCACAGUUUCUAUGGAUUGUGCAGUUGUUAACCUGGCCAAGUUGGAUAGCGCUAUCCACCGGAUGAAUCUCUAUGCACUGGAUAGGGCAAUUGGUUUCUCUAAUACUUAUCCACUGUAGAGAUUUAUCCGAUGGAUGGCACUAUCCAGCUUUUUAACAACUGGGGCCUGGUAUAUCUAGUCCAUGUAAAGCUGUAGUCUCUGACCAUACAGCAAUGUAUGUUAGGAAGAUUUACAUGUACAAUCCAUCAGUUGCUCAUCAGAUCCUCGUGUUUUGUUGAAAAUAACCUUUUACUUAUACAGGGUUUUCAAGUUUCUGUUUACUCUUUGAAGUCAGUUUCACCCCUCACCCCCCCUCUCUGUAUUCCUCAACCUCCUCCUCACCCCUCCUCCUCUCUUCUCUCCUCUUCCUUCUCUCCUCAUCCCCCCCUCCUUCUCCUGUUUGAACCAAAACUUUGUUGGAGAACAAAACCCCCCUUUCACCCCUUCCUCCUCCUCACCCCCCUCUUUCCUCACUCCUCUUUUCACCCCUCCCCCUCACCCCCCUCUCUCCUCACCCUCCUCCUCACCCCUCUUCUCACCCCUCCUCCUGACCCCUUCUCUCCUCACCCCUUUUCUCACCCCUCCUCCUCACCCUGGUCUCUCCUCACCCUCCUCCUCAUCCCUCCUCCUCACCCAUUCUCUCCUCACCCAUCCUCUUCUCACCCCUCCUCCUCACCCGGGUCAGCUGCAAGUUUUGUGAUUUUUAUCUGUUUGAACCAAAACUUUGUUGGAGAACAAAACUCUAUAUUCCUACCAAUUGCAUGUGUUAUCAAUUUUGGAUUAUAAUGAGCUAAUCCGCCAUUUUUAGCCAACCCAAACCUCCUUGUAAACUCUAAUAAACCCAGCGCUCAUACAUGUAAGCUGUAUUGUACAGUAUGUUCAAUGUAAAAGUAAAAUAUGCCGUACCAAUUUACUUCCGUUAUUAUUAUAGUAAAGAUUCCCUUAGGUUAGAUUAUUGCUGUGGAAUCAGUUGCUGUGGCUCACAGAUUUUGUUUUUGGCCAUUUUAGUUCCAAGCAAGGAAGUCCCAUUUCUUACAGAACAGUCGUUACUGUCAGACCUGGACUCUUGCAAGAAGGAAGGAAACUUUAAGAGGCUGGUGCACAGAAUAGGUGUCGUGUUUUCUAGCUCUGAAUCACUCAACAAAAGCUUCUUAUUGGAUGUGCCAUCCAAAACCCAAGAUAUGCCAACUAAUGUUGACAUUGAAAGUGUGCGACGUAUGUACUCAGCAUUGUUUAAAACUGGAGAUUCCUCAGUUGAGAACUCUUUAAUAAAUUCACUGGUUUCCUUGGCUCAAACUCUUGAAAUGGACCUUAGAUACAAGUCACCAAGCAACAACCCUAACUAUCUGAACCAAUUUGUGAUAAUCAUGGAGAACUCAAUGCUUCAGAGCCCUGAAUAUUUGGACAAAGCCUUGCCUAGUUUUCUCAAUGCUAUGGGUCUACUUCCUGUUAAACUCCAGGCAACUUUGGUCCAUAUUUGGGCAAAGUUUCCCAGUCAGCAGAUCCGACGUAUGGUUGAAACAUUACAGCAGCUGAUUACAUAUCAGGUUUUAACAGGACCUAGCGCUAUGGAAAGUUCACCAGUACAAGAGGAUGAUUCCAUUGUGGCAGCUACAAAGACAAUGAAGUUGCUGCAUUAUGCUAGCAUAUUAGGAGGAAUGUUUGACAAAACUGGGGGUGAUUGUGAAGAUGCAGCCACGGCAUGUAACAUUGUUGAUGAUCCUCUUGUCAAGGAAUUGAAAAUUGACUUUCUGAACUGUCGCAAACCAUUAAUUCCAUAUGAAGAAUUUGUCAAUGGCCCAUUAAAUGACCAAAUCGAGGUAGAUCGAGACUUUUCACAUUUUAAGAAUGAUUCACAUGGUAGGUUUGCUUUCCUCAAUUACAACUUCAUCCUUUCUACUGCAACAAAGAGCCUGAGUUUGUACUACGACAAUCGGGUGCGUAUGUACAGUGAAAGGCGGCUGACCUUAAUCUACAGUCUUGUGAGAGGACAGCCACCAGUGCCAUACCUCCGACUUAAAGUUAGAAGGGAUCACCUCAUUGAAGAUGCUCUUGUUAGUGUAAGUAACACAUUCUCUUUUCCGGCUAUAACUGCCAUUGCAGAAUGGUUGUAGCACUUUUCAUAAAUCUAUGAAUGGUCAUAAAUGUACACAACUUUGGCACCUAAUUUUUUCAUGGGAAAAAUGAUUUUACAAACCGUACCCAAAUGAGCAUGAUUAUAUAAGACAAGCUGCCAACAACUGUCCAGGGCAACUUAGUAGUUAGUGACACUGAAGUGCAGUCACAAGGGCCCAUCAGUCUUUAAUCCCAAGGGUUUUGUAACGACUUGUAGGGCUUUUACAGAGUUGGAUGAUCAACACCUUCAAUGCAUAAUUUAGGAGUGACCCUUUGAUCAUUCUGGUUGUUCAACUUCAUGUACUGUACGUGUAUGUAGAAUCAGAAUCCUAAGAUCUAUUGUCUAAUUUACUGCAACAAACAGAAUUUGAGUUUGUAGCUCAGAAGGGCUAGAGCUGGUUCAAGGGACAAUUAGCAGGUACACGUACAUCUACCUCGGUCAUUUUGGUUGGAAAAAAGGGACUAGUAAAAAUCAUUUCCUCUCUCAUUUGCUAAUUAAACUCAUCAACAGAAAUGAGCGUGGAGGAAUGUGCCUGUGAAGCUGGUAGAGCCCUGAACUGCAGCCAGGUGCAAUGCGCAACCUUGACAAUCCUGAGAGUGGUACCCACCCAGACACUGUCACACUACUAACCAGAGGAUUCUAAUGUACUUACCAUAUACUUACUGUAGGGGGAAGGGGGGUGUAGGGAGCAGAAAAAGCAUUUUGCAAGUACAAGCCACGACAGGCAAAUGUAAUUGCCAGACCUCAAGAGAAUGGACCCAUAAGCCCAUUGGUGUGAUUAGGAUGCCCUCGCAUAUCUCCAAGGGAUAGCUGGCCAGCCUUGUCUUAAGUUUAACUUAGCCUCAAUUUUAUUUAGCCUCAUCAAAAUUUGCCUCUGUCAUUGAUAUACUAAGACAUCUAAAUGAUAAGUAUUAGUAUUUUUGUUACAGUUAGAAAUGACUUCCCAAGACAAUCCCUCAGACCUGAAGAAACAGUUGUUUGUUGAGUUUGAAGGAGAACAAGGGAUUGACGAGGGUGGAGUGUCCAAGGAAUUCUUUCAACUCGUCGUUGAGGAAAUUUUUAAUCCCGACUUUGGUAAAGACAUUAAAAAUAAUAAUGUUGAUUAUAAUUCCAAUUUAAUUUAUUUCUUUCUAGUGUUGCACAGUUAUACUGUAUCUAUGUUAAGUAAAUUAUUUCCAACUGCACACUCUUAUCAAGAGUUAUUGAAAUUUAAUUCCUGUAGUAUUAAAACUGGGAAAAGAUGCACAUGUAAGUAUUUCUCAUGUCGCAAGCAUGAGUCAAGCUCUCAUAUUCUGUGCUGUUAAAAGUUAACCCUUUAAUCCCAAUAUCAACAUAAAAAUUCUCCACAUUGAUCUCCAUACAUUUCCUUGAAAAACUAAUUGAGAGAAUUUGUUUUAAGACCAAAGCAUGAUUAUUUUUUUGAUGAUUUUCUUAAUUCUCAUAACCCAGUCUCUUGAUCUUGUAUAGACAUUGUUAGGAGAAAACUGAUGCUGGUCACUCUUGGGGCUUAAAGGGUUAAGGAUGGUGCCAGUUGACAGAAAUUUGUGUUAAUGGCUACAAUCAGCUAACUAAUUUUUAGUCUUGAGGUUUUUGAGCGUUGCUAAGGCAGCUGCAUGUUUGUCUCUCUGAAGCCAUUGUUACAUUUGUUUUGCAGGAAUGUUUACUUUUGAUGAAGCCACUCGGUAUUGUUGGUUUGAUCCAACAUCAUUUGAGACAGAUGGCCAGUUCUUUUUGAUUGGUUUGGUUCUUGGUUUGGCGAUCUACAACAAUGUAAUUCUUGAUGUGCACUUUCCUAUGGUUGUUUACAGAAAACUGUUUGGCAAGAAAGGAACAUUUGAAGAUCUCAAGGAUUCACAUUCUGUAAGUUGCCACGUCAAUGGGGUUCUCACCAAAUACUGUGUGGUCAUGUAGCUUACAUUUUAUUCUGGCAUUUGAACCCAUUGUCCUUAAAGUUCAAAACGAGGAUUGUCAAAAAAAUUCAAGUAGAAGGAGGAUGUCAGAGAGUAGAUCAGUCCAAGAGUUAGAGCAGGAAAAUCAAUGUUAUUGUACUAUAAUGGACAAUAGGUAACAUUCCUUUGUCGGGUCCUGUCUUUCUUUCUUAUAUAGUUGUGGCAGGGAUGUGCAACCCCUGGCUGCACUUUACCCCACAGUAAGGCUUAGUCCUUGGGGACAGUUCCAUAAACAUGUCUCCUCCAGGGUGUGGACCACUGGUCCCACAUGAUCGUACUCCACCCAGGAGGCCCACCCCUCCUGGUUCCCCUUAGUUCCUAGUGACUUAGGGAUAUGGGCCUCACCCCUGGAGACUGAUCAGUACUUCUCUCCAGAGUGGCCACCUCCGGUACCACUCUAUUUUGUCUCCCUCCAGGAGGGCUUCUCUCCUUGUCCCCUUACCCCUAGAUUUAGGUGCUUCCCUGCUACCAAAAUUAUGGCCAUUAUUUUGUUGUGGUGUUUUUUUGUUUGGUAUAACUGCCUAGAACUGCAAUGCGAAACCAUCCUCCGAUCGGAAGAGUUCAUUAUCAAUAGAUUUAGGAGCAUUUUUUUUCCACAUCACUUGCAAACCUAACUUGUAACUUCCAUAAAGAUACAUGUAGCAUUACUGCCCCACUUUGUGUUGACAUGGCCAAGCCAACAACAGCUGUAUUAUUUCACUGUAACAUCGUUUUGUUGCUGUUCUUUUUUAAGGUCCUUGCAGCCAGUCUACAGGAUCUGUUGGAUUAUGAGGGUGAUGUAGAGAAUGAGAUGAUGUGUACAUUCACCAUUGGAUAUACAGACAUGUUUGGCUCCUCGAUAACCAAAGAACUGAAGGAAAAUGGUUCGCAGAUGGUGGUUAACAAUGAAAACAGAUGGGUAAAGUUAUUGUUUAUCUUUUCCUGUUAGUUUGCAGGACAUAUUGCCCAGUGCACUAGUCAUUUUGGUAGUCUCUUGAAUUGACUGUUAAUAGUCCCCUAUUUUCUUGUGAUUGUAGAGAAAUUAUUGCUGAGUUUAAAAGGUUUCCAUCUUGCUUUUACUGGUGUUCAGCAUCUAGGGAACGUGAAAUUACUCACGGGGAUAGGAGAUGUAAUCAAGAAAGUGGUUUUCUGAACUUGUCAACAGUAAACCUCUACAACCGCGUGGGGAAAUAUGGGAUUUUGAACAGUCUGUAUAAUUAUGUCUCUUACACAGUGUUGCAGAUCUGCAAUAUUAUUAAUAAUAACAAUUAUUAUAAUGGCUGAAUCCAUAAGUGGGCAAGGUGAAGUGAAUCCUGCAUUCCGAUUGGCUCUCCGCUCGGGAUUUUCCUCGUUGGUCCCGCAAGAAAAAGUUCUCCUUUUGGCCAUAUAUCUAAUACUCUAUUAACCAAACGUGUUAAAUCAAGAUGGCUGCUUAUUGACCUCGUUCGUUUUUGCGUUGUUGUUGACCGCGUUUUCGUCUCCGUCGAUAAAACCUAAGAAAGAAGUUGGCCAAUAGCCAGCCAUCUUGACCUAACGCUUGGUCAGUAACCCUUAUUUAUUUAGGAGAGAAUGGAAAGACGAGUGCCUUCUAACAUUUGUUUAUUCUGUGUUCAAUUUUAGGAGUUUGUCGAGCUGUAUGCUGAUUUUAUCCUCAACAAGUCCGUUGAGAAACAGGUAGAUGAGACAUUAUUUUCCCUUGCACACACCCUGUGGUUGUCCCCUUUGUUCAUUCCGCGAGCCUACGCAGCAGUUUGUUUUCUCCUUCUGACCUUCACUUACCAAUUCCGGCCGACCAUAAACUGCAGCUUGCAAGUCCCCGGCUUUUACCUGUUCGUUAGGGGUUUUAUGAGGUCUUACAAAGGAGGUGCUUAUAUCUGAGGGGGGCUUAAAAUCAGAGUAGAAAAAUCUAUCACAGUGCCAAUCAAAAUACGUUCUGUGUUAAUUUUACUGGUUUGUAAUUAAGCUUCAAAACGUCGUAAUAAAUUAAGUUCAUCUCACUACAUUUUAAGGGGGGUGGGGUGGGAGGUUAUAAUCGGAGGUACUUUUUUAUGUACAAGUAGAUUGGGGCUAUAACUGGAAGGGGAGGGGUGCUUGUAAGUGGGGAAGCUUCUAAGCAACAUUUUACAGUAGCAGGCACCCGUUCUACCAGUGUUUGGAAAUCAGAUGAAAAACUGCUCAUUUUUGCUUCAUUUAUUUCUCCUUUUAAAAUCAUUUUGGUUGAAUAGUAAUAUGAAGCAUUGAACACAGUGUUUCAUCACCAGACCAGGUGAAACACCUCGAAUUUUCUUCAAAAAUACUCCGCUGCGCGUCGUAUUUUCAACUCUCUUCGUAGUGUUUCAUCUGGUGAUGAAACACUUCUUCUCUUGCUUGAUAUAUUACAGCUCAAGUGAUCCACGGUUUUUACUGAACCAAUACAACAAAAUGGAAUCUCUGUAUUUUCUUAAAUUGUUCCAAAUUUGGGACAUCUCAUCUCAUUUGCUGGUGUGUCCAUAUUUUCUUUGACCAUUGUUUACGAGUUCUGUUUUUCAGUUACACCUCUGUGAAAUGAAAGCCUAGUCUGUUUAAUUCCCAUCUUUUUUUGCGACAUGAAAGAUAAAGAUAAAACUCCGUUAACUGAGAGGUUACCGAUAAAUAAGUCAUUUAAAACUUGUGUUUUUAGUUCAAAGCGUUCAGACGUGGUUUUGACAUGGUGGUAGAUGAGUCGCCACUGAAGACAUUUUUUCGUCCAGAUGAAGUGGAGCUGCUCGUAUCAGGCUGUCAGGUAUUUAAAGUGUUCAGAAAACGUAAAGAUUUCCGUAAUAGAAAUGUUCCCAAAGCAUCAGCCCUCGUUACUCUUGGAAUAAGCAGCCUUUAGGGAUCGCUACUACUAUGGUAGUUAGAAACUGUCAACUGUUUUGUUUGGACAUCAUAUUGAAAAUAAUGCCACUGCAAAUGCAUUUAGCCCUGUGAAUUUUUUGCAGUAUGAAUGUGGGAACACCAGGUAUUCAAGAACAGAUAACUUGUUCACAAACAAUUAAAAUCAGUUUUCCGGUGUGUAUUAUGUAUAUAAAGCACACCAAUGCCUUAAAUAUUCUUUUGGUCAAAAGCAUUUACAAUUUUCUAGCUAUCUGUUGGUGGUAGGCAGUGGCGGUUUUCUUUGAGUUCCUCUCCUUUACAAUUUUUUUAACGUUAAACUCAUCAACAAAAAAAUGAGGGUGUAGGGACAUGCUAAGUGGCUGGUAAAGCCAACAACUGCUGCCGAAUGCAGCCUGUAACUAUAGCAACCCUGUGAGUGGCAUCCACUCAAGCACCGUCGCCUUAUACCUGUAUAGGCAGUGAGUAUAAUACUUUUUGAGUGUAAGCAGCGUAAAGCGACGCAAAAGUAAUGGCCUGGCCCCAGUUGUUCAAAAGAUGGAUAGCGCUAUCCAUCGGAUAAAUCUCUAUCAACUGGAUAGCGCAAUUGGGUUUCCUUAUACUCAUGGACUGGAUAGUGAUUUAUCCGUUAGAUAGCGCUAUCCAUCUUUUGAACAACCAGGGCCUGAUCUAAACAACAAAACUGUAAAUGCCUCGCUAAACUGUUCAACAACCCCGUCAAUCCCAUACGAAAGACCGCUGACAGGCAUUGUCUUGAGAUAAAUUUAGGCUAAAUUCCAGUUAGCAACGUUUAUUUCGAGGGAUCGUUACUUAGAACUUAAAGGCAUCUCAGUUAGUACACACUGUGAUUGGUCAGGUUUAGUGAGCUAUUUUCUAUUGUAAAGCCUUUUUUGGCGCUUUAGUAUCCGUUUGAGCUCCCAGAGAUAUACAGGUACCUAUAAUGCUGAUUAGUCUAAAAUGAAGUGCUUCUAAGGAAAGUGAUUGUUGGGUGAGUGUCUUGGUAGUUUGCGUGACUUCCUGACUCUUGCACUUUACUCUGCAGGAUUUCGACUUUGAAGCACUGGAAAAGUCAACUGGAUAUGAAAAUGGUUUCACUGAGAAUUCUCCAAUGAUUAGGUAAGAGAUCAAACUACAAUGUCUUGAGUCCUUUAUUGUUGACUGAAGAUCUGCAAGAAAAUUUCGAAAAGCAUGGACUGUUUUAUGAGGCAACCCAGAAACCAGAAAAGUCCGUGAUUGUAUAUUUGGGCCAUCACCUUCUUUACUCCUCUUAGUUCACACUGUGUAGCACGGACAUCUCACUAAAACGGAGAACAAGAUUGGGCCCGGUCUUUCUACCUUAGUCUUCAGUUGUAGUUGACUGUCCGUAAGACAUACUUCUCUCUUAGACGGAUACAAUUAUAGUAUCGACCAAUUGCGCGGAGAAUCACACUGUAACAGAUUUUAAGGGUGCCUUUCAUUUCGGCGUUCUCUUUGGGUGGAACGAUCGAUCUUAUAAUCUCUGGCGCAUAAAUUUUCCGUUUUGGUGAGCUAACAUAUCGCGCCUACAAAUUGGAGCGUUCAAACCGGUCUUUAAUGUUUUUGUUGUCCUAUCACGGUGUCAAAUUAUUGUUCAAUUGCGGGAUUUGUUCUGAUUGCAGAUGGUUCUGGGAGAUAGUGCAUAGUUUCUCUUUGGAGCAGAAGAAGCAGUUGUUGAUGUUCACUACAGGAAGUGACAGAAUACCUGUUGGAGGCUUCUCUAAACUCAAACUCCUCAUUGCCAGGAAUGGACCUGAUUCUGACAGGUACUGAACCAAAAUAUACUUAAUCUGGCCGUGAACAGAUUAAUAAACCAUUUCCGAGUUCUCAGGACUCUCACUUUCAAAACGAGGUUAAGUGCAAAAUCGUUCUUGUGAAAUAAGCUUAAUUUGCACGAGAGCACCACUUAUAUUACCUCUCGGACCUCAAGUUACCGUGUCUUAGGGGGCCUGUGUAUGGUGCUUGUUCUUGAGCUUCCUUCUGAGUUGUAACCAAAGAUUAAAUCACUUUAUUUUAAUUACUUAUGCCUGUUCGAUUUGUUCCUCUUGUAGAUUGCCCACUGCCCACACGUGUUUCAAUGUCCUUCUGUUACCGGAGUACUCUAGCAGUGAGAAACUGAGAGAAAGGCUUCUGAAAGCCAUUACGCACGCCAAAGGCUUUGGCCUACUGUAGAUGUUGUUUACCAUUUCACAAUCGCGACUGCCCUCGUUCGUCAUUGAGAAAACUGUGCAAAAAAAAACUUGGCUACUCGAGAAAGACUCUACAUGAAUCGACUAAGGUCUUUGUUGAGCAGGCGAGGCAUAUUGCUAGGAAUAGUUUCAAACCCAGGCCUAAUAGCUGACUGCUUGUUACAGCGGGCUCGGUUAUGACCAUCGGUUUAUCAAUAAACGGAUGCUCGCACUCGAAAAAAACAGUUUGACGAGAGAGAACAAGAUUGACUAGUCCAGAAGUUUGAGCUGCGGCGACCUCAAAGAUUUGACGCGAUUCAGGUAGAACCUCCUUUUCUCCUCCUCACUUAACCCUUUAAGCCGUAGGAGUGAUCAGCAUCAAAUUUCUCCUUGUAAUAUCAAUCUUUGUAAAACAGAGUGGUCAUGAGAAUUACGGACAUGAUCACACAAGAUGAAUUUGCUUGAUAUUUUAUCAACUUCUCCCCACUACUUCUGUAGGAAAUGAAUAGGGGCAACGUAUGAGAAUUCAAAUUUUGAUCUUAGGGUUUAAAGGGUUAAGAAGGCAAAAGGAGGCUCUGCUCGCAGGGUGGUAAAAACUAGUAGCACAGUUAUUAGAAAGUUUUAGAUUUCUAAGACGAGAACGACUACGUGGACGAGAUUUUCUCAAUACUAAGUAGUACUCGCGCGUGCACCAGCGUCAUUUUGGCGGGAAAACGUGGUAACCGUCCUCAGUUUACUACGAGUUUUAGCGAGAAUGCCGUAGUGGCAGGAACAAUUUAUCAAAUGUAAGAGUUUUUAUCAUUUUAUUCUCGGGGGAGGCUUAACCUCCUUCAAAAACGAUACCAUUGCUGACUUUUGGUGAAAAAAAGUUCAAUGAAGAAUUCCGGGGUGUCAAUUUUUGACAAUACGCGAAAAGGCUUGAAAUCAAAUCUCGUAGUCAUAGUCGUUCUCAUCCUCAAAUCUAAAGGUCUCUAUUUAUAAAUUUCGAAACUUCUGGUCAAUCGCAACCAUGUUCAAUUAAGAAAUGUGACCCAGCCGGGUGACCUGUGUGUAUUGCAAUUUUUAAGGUUUAGGUGUCAUUUGAAUAGAAACCUAGUAUGUUUACUCUUAAUAGUAGGAAUAGUCUUCACGAGUUAUGAGUCAGGGAAGUGGUAAAGCGAACUGUUGUCCGGCGUUCACUUGUUGCCGCGGCCUCUUUCCUUUUGGCAACUGGGUGCCUCUGUCACUGCCGGUAAACAAGCCUUAUAACAUGGUAGGUGUAGUAUAUUUUCUGAAUUAUGUUACAUUAAGGCAAACAAAGGAUAGUUUUGAAUACAAUGUUAGUAUACCAAAAGAUUCGGGUUAGAUUCUGGGUUGUGAAUUUCUUCUCUGUAGAUAGCGAAGUCUUGUGAUGACCCUUCAUUGUUUUUCGUAAUUUCUUUAAAACGAAUGUUAACGAAAGGCUAAUUUGUACCGUAAUGGGCGUGACGCAACUGUCGGAUUAGCCCCACUGCUGAUCUUACAUGCUACAGGUAAAGAAGCAACUUUAGGGGCUCGCUCUUAUUGCGUCAGUAACAGCAAAGCCUGCUGUGGAGCUCUCUAUUUGGAGCAUAUCGUAAGAAGUCAUGCGGGAGCGGGCGCCAAAGGAGAUGCCAUAUUGAGGGGCGGGCAAAGAAAGGAGUCCAAAUUGGACCUUAAAAACAUAUGAUAUCUGGCGGUGUUUUACCAAAAAAGCAUCAUGUUUCUACCUUUCCUGCGAAAAGUUAUGUAUGGCAGGCAGGCCAAGACUGUCAUCAAUCGAAAACCGACUGAGCAGACGUCAUUUUCCAGCCAGUGUUAUUUUACCACGCUUCAGUUAUCAUUGCAAGCUCUCCUUUUCUUUGCCCCUCGCUCGUGCUCUCUCCCGUGGCUGGCUUCCCGUUGCUCUUAGGCCAGGAACACCACUACGCGGUUACCUUACCGUAGAAAUGUUUAGGGAUUAACGUUGUUUGCACAAUUAUGUGGUGUUAUAUGGUGGUUAUUCCGCACGCUUGCGCUACUUAACGCCCCCUCACAUGUAUCAGUUUGUAUUUGAAGUCGAAGAGUUAUUCCUCCGUUUGAAAAAAAAUCUCCUCUACACCUAAUUUGUCAUGUCUAAGUAGAGUGUUUUUGAAAUGUUGCGUUUUCGUUUAAUGUUUUCAAAUAAAUGAGUAUACAUGUGGAAGGGGCCUCAAGCUGUGUGUUCGACUGCAUGGUUUAGAUCCAUGCAAUCACAAGGUACAAGUAUAAGUUCAAACAUAACGAAUUACUGUUAACGAUGUCUUACAGAAAUUAUACCUGUACUAAAUGAAAGAAAGAUUUUAGAGGUACUCGAUGUACAGUAGUAGUCAUUACCUGACAAUUUUUAAAGACGUUGCGGUACAAAACUUAACGCGAACCCAGUGUUUAAAGCCUUGGAGAAAGGCUUUGAAUCUCCGCAAUCUUCUUCCCAUUUCUCGUUACAGGAUUUGUCAUACUGUUUUAUUGUUAAUAGGAAGUCGCACCAAGUUGGCGAUGUUCUGU